CUCCGAUCUGCCUCAAACCAACCCCUGAUCUUCCUCUUCACCACAGGGUCAUCUCUUCCUCUUCCUCAUACCUCCUUCUCCAGCUCUGCAGCUCUCCUCCAGCAUGGCAGCGUUGUGGCUCCAGACCGUCUCCCUACUGGUCGUGCUGGUCGUGUCGUGGCCAGGGACCCAGGCCCUCACCCCCCCACAGCACCUGUGUGGCUCCCACCUGGUUGACGCCCUCUACCUGGUCUGCGGAGACAACGGCUUCUUCUACAACCCCAAGAGAGACGUCAACCCUCUUCUGGGUUUUUUCCCUUCGAAGACGGGACCAGCUGCAGCAUCUGGCGGUGCAAACGAGGUAGCCGAGUUCGCCUUCAAGGACCAGAUGGAGAUGAUGGUGAAGCGAGGCAUCGUCGAGCAGUGCUGCCACAACCCUUGCAGCAUCUCAGUUCUGGAGAAUUACUGCAACUGAAGAGCGCUGAUCCAGGCCUCGGUUAGCCCAGCGACGCUAGCAGAGCUUAGCUUCAAGGCUAACACGGCCUGUCCCCGCAACCAAUGCCGCCCUCGUUUGUGAAGAGCGGUGCUGAACUCUCCCCAACACCACCUGCAGCCAAUGAAGUGCUGAGAGAUCGGUGAAGUUUUUCUUCCUAGAAAAUAAAGUUUUGUGAA
Cololabis saira (Pacific saury) is the source of this 651-nucleotide messenger RNA. It is a transcript of the gene ins, whose product is annotated as preproinsulin. NCBI's taxonomy places the organism in Eukaryota, Metazoa, Chordata, Actinopteri, Beloniformes, Belonidae. Gene Ontology annotation, cellular component: extracellular region. The transcript is spliced from 3 exons. Bases 104 to 454 code for a protein of 116 amino acids. Gene Ontology annotation, molecular function: hormone activity. The record is from RefSeq and is a predicted model, not a curated record.